Molecule: messenger RNA, 1444 nt
Organism: Oldenlandia corymbosa var. corymbosa
Lineage: Eukaryota; Viridiplantae; Streptophyta; Magnoliopsida; Gentianales; Rubiaceae
Source: the annotation of a GenBank genome assembly
GCGGUACCCAUAUAUUGAGUACACUCCACGUUUACUUUGUUCUCAGUUUCUCUGAGUCUGAGAGUUCCAAACCUUUGAUUUUCCAAUUUCCACCCCUCAGGGAUCUCUCCUCCAUCCAUAACUCCCUUAAAUUUCUCCAUUUUCACCUCCUCAUUAUAAUUUUCAAUUUUCUUUUUUUUAAGUUUAUAUGCAAACUUAUAGUGUUGAAGAAGGUCAUGAGUGAACGUGGUUUUGCUAUUGGAACAGUUGCCAGGUUAUAUCUGCCGAUCACUUUUGGUGGUUCUUUUAGAUUUGCUUUUGGCUGGUAACUAGUUAUUCGGAUGAGAAAGGUUGCAAUGUGUUUCUCACUCUUCCAGUUCCCGCGAUGCAGAAUUCAAACAUUAGCUAAUUCCUGGCAGGAAGCAUUCCCGAAGUUACGUGGAAGAGGUAUUUACACUUCUACCUUCCAGGUUCUAGGUUCUAAUAACCAUGGGCUUGAGGGAGGACACUAUAGGAGGUCUUGCAAAAAAACCAUAACAACCAAAACGGAAGGCAAUAACAAAUCCAGUCAAAGCAACAAAACGAGCAUAAAAAGUCAAAUAAGUGCCAAAUCAACAGGCGCCAACUUAAACAUAUACAAUAAUAGGAUUAUUGAGGCAGAAAGGACCCAGGUUUUGGAUCUGAGGCAGAAGAUUUCUGAAAAUAAAGAGCUGGCGAAACUUGUAACUUUUAUUGUAUUUGAUAUCGAGACAACUGGUGUUCGCAGAAAGAUUGAUAGGAUUAUUGAGAUAGCAUUCCAGGAUCUUGCAGGAGGUAGAAAUAGCACUUUCCAGGCUCUGGUCAAUCCUGAAUGCAAUAUAGGAAAUUCUGAAAUCCACGGAAUUUCAACCGCUAUGGUUAACAGAGCCGAUGUACCAAGGAUGGAAGACCUGAUACCUUUGUUACUACAAUACAUUAAAAGCCGUCAGAAACCUGAUGGAUUCGUUGUUUUGAUAGCUCAUAAUGCUCGCACAUUUGAUGUUCCCUUCCUGUGUGAAGAAUUUAGUCGGUAUUCUUACAAGAUUCCUCAAGAUUGGCUAUUUCUGGACACCCUUCCAAUGGCAAGGGAAAUGAUGAAAUCUCAAGGGUUGAAGGAACAGAAAGUAAACUUGCAAGCUCUUCGGAGUUAUUUUGAGAUCCCUGUACUCGGGUCUGCCCAUAGAGCUCUUGCAGAUGUACAAACAUUGGCUUUGGUCCUCCAAAAGAUGACUUUUAAUUUGAAAUUACCUCUUCCUGACCUCAUUGAGAAAUAUUCCUUUAGCGAUUUGGAUUUGGUGAAAACCAAGAAAGAAAGAAAUUCUAGGUAGGUUUUAUAGAUUAUAGGUUUAUGUCAUGUUAACAACACAUUUAUAAGUUAUAACCAUUGUUGUAUUAUUUGUGUAUCAUUCUUUAUCAAUCAACACUUUUUAUCCAUUUAUUAUGCCUU